GAUACAUUUUCUAUUUCUGUUUCCUGGUCAUCUAAUCUGGUUGUUCUAUUUUUAACAAUUCUAAUAUAUAAUAUUUUGGAAUUUAAUUUUAAUCAAAUUUUUUUAUAAUGAAUUUCAGGAAGUAUUUGAUAGUCCAGAAGUAUUUUAUCGACAUGUUGAUACACAUGCUGAUGAUUGUAACAAACCUAGUUACAGAUCUGUACUAAAAUGCCAUUGGCAAGAUUGCAAAGGUUCUUUUGGUGGUGUUAAUAAACUGAGAGAUCAUCUUCGAAGUCACACACAAGAAAAACUAAUGGCAUGCCCAGUUUGUGGUGGAAUGUUUGCUUCACGUACAAAAUUUCAAGAUCAUAUUAUUCGACAAGCAGCUAUUAAUGAUAAUGAAGUUCAGAAUUUUGCAUUUGAAUGUGGAUAUUGUUAUCGUAAAUUUGCUUCUGAGCGACUUCUCAGAGAUCAUAUGAGACAUCAUGUUAGCCAUUAUAAAUGUCCUUAUUGUGCUAUGACUUGUCCAAAUCCAUCAUCUUUACAUAGUCACAUUACAUACCGUCAUUCAACCGAGAAAAAUUAUUCCUGUCAAUAUUGUGAAUAUAGAUGUAAAUAUGAAAGUGAUUUAUAUAAACAUCUGGAAACUCAUAAUAAUGAACCAUCCUUUAAAUGUCCUAUUGAGAAUUGUGAUUAUUCUACAAGAACUCGUGCUUGCCUAAAUAGACAUGUUAGUGGAAAACAUCAGAAUGGUUCAGCUAAAGUUUAUAAAUGUCAUAUUUGUGAAAAAACAUUCAGUCGAGGAAAUUAUUUGACCAAGCAUUUGAUGUCUAACCAUCACUUUCAUUGGCCAUCAGGACAUUGUCGUUUCAGAUAUGUUCGUGAUGAUGAUGGGUUUUUUAGGCUUCAAAUGGUUCGUUAUGAAAGCAUAGAAUUGUCUGAAGCUGUUCUGCAAGAAGAGGGAUGCGAAGAAAAUAAAGAAAUUGCUUCACAUUCCAUUUUAGACAAAACAAAUUUAGAAGAUAAGACUGUUGUUGAUAAUAGUGACAAUGAAAAUAAUAAAGAAGCUUCAACAGAGUUAAUGAAAAGCUCAGAAAGUAAUGAUAUCCAGGCAACUACAGUUCCUAUGGUAGUCUAUAUACCUAAUCCUGAUAAUAAAGAUGAUACAACUAAAGAAAUGAUACCCAGUGAGGUUCAUUCAGUGGUGUUAGAAGUACAUAAUAUUGAAGAUGUUUCUGCUUCUUCAGAAGUCCCACCAUAUGUAUAUUUGAAUUUAUCAGACUUAGAAAAGAAUGGCAACUCAUCUCGCACGAUACAUGUUAUAGAAAAUCUUGAUGGAAAAACUGUCAUACAAAUGGCAGAAGUUAUUGCAAGUGCACCUGAACAUAGUGAGGACAUUGAAAUAGUAGAAUUCAACCGACUGCAUAUCGAAAAUAUUAAAGAAAAUAUCCAGAAAGUUCCAAAAAAUUAAAUUUUGCACAAGGCACUCUAAAUGUGAUAAAUAUGUAAUAUAAAUUGCAUCUCCUAAAAUUAUCAUUCUCUUCAUUUACAAAUAAUAUAAUUAGCAUCGUAGUUCAGUUUAUAGUCAUUUUUAAACUCUAAUUAUGGCUUCUACCAACGUUCAAAAACUUACAUGUCCCGAUGGUUCUUGCACUCUCACUGUUUUAUGUGAUCCCAAUAGCAAGUGUCACGAAGAAGGAUGUACAGCUGCCAUCACUUGCGGAGAUUACAGUUCGUCUAUAGGAGAUAAACAUCGUGGAUGCUGCGACGUAUUGUUAUCUUGUGAUAAGAAUGCUUCCAAAUGCGGUACCAAAAUAUCUUGCGGUAACUGCAAAGUCAAUAUAUCCUGCGGUAAAAAUGGAAAAAGAUGCGAAAAAUGUGACGUAGUCGUCAAUUGCAAGAAAAACGACGAGUGUGAAGUAGAAAUAAAUUGCGGAAAAGAAGGCAACAAAAAG
Molecule: messenger RNA, 1934 nt
Organism: Centruroides sculpturatus (bark scorpion)
Lineage: Eukaryota; Metazoa; Arthropoda; Arachnida; Scorpiones; Buthidae
Product: histone H4 transcription factor-like
Exons: 10
Coding region: 293-1450 (385 amino acids)
Biological process (GO): anatomical structure development; regulation of transcription by RNA polymerase II
Molecular function (GO): RNA polymerase II cis-regulatory region sequence-specific DNA binding; DNA-binding transcription factor activity, RNA polymerase II-specific
Source: RefSeq, a predicted model, not a curated record